CCAUUGCUUAUGGUACCAUUUAGCCAGACUAACAAUCAUUUGUGGGUAACGGACGUUGGCGGGUUAGGCCUGUUUCGGAGUUGGCGUUCAAAUUAUCGAAGAAGUAGUUGAGUAGGGGGUUGAGUUCAGGACUCAAUGCAGACCAGCAGGUUGUUUGACAUUCAUGUUCCCAAACCGUUUCGUUAUGGACCUCGCUUUGUGAAAGAAAUUUACCUUUCCCUAACGUUUGUGGCACGGAAUAGUCUAUAAUGUUGUUGUAUGCUGUAGCGUUAAAAUGUCCCUAGCGAAGUUAAAUGCAUUUCGGCUGGUAUAGCGUUCUCUCUCCAUCCUCCAAGCUCAGAUCCGUCAGUUGGCUGACGGGAAACGUUACCCCAGAAUCCAGCCGACGUGUUCUCACUUUCCUUGGAGUGUGGGGAUGCUUCUUCAUGGAAACGCAUUCCACUAAGCAAGCGACGACGAGUAAUUGUGCUGGUUGCUCUCAGGCAGAAAGCGCAACUCGACAGCGAGAUUUGUAACGGGUCAUUGCGGUGGGAACAUGUUUUAAUUAGGGGGCGCAGAUAAUGGUUGAGUGCGGGACGGUAUCAAGAACAGACCAACUACCUGAACGCGUCAGUGGCGGUUGAACGGUGACAGUCAGUAUUCGAUGGCAGUGUGGAGAGGGGGUGCGGGGCUGAGAUGAACGAGGAAGCGCUUCUGGAGGAGACCAUGUUCAAGCGGUCCCAGCAGAAGAAGAGAACAUCGCCAUUGAAUUAUAAGGAGAGGGUCUUCGUCCUCACCAAGGCCAAGCUCACAUACUAUGAGGGCAAAGCAGAGAAGAAAUUCAAGAAGGGUUCGAUUGACCUCCAGAGAAUUCGCUGUGUGGAGAUUGUGAAGAAUUCCGGAGGGGUCAUACCAUGUCAGAAUAAAUACCCCUUCCAGGUGGUGUAUGACUCCAGUACUCUAUAUGUUUUUGCUCCCAGUCACGAGAGCAGAAGCACCUGGGUUCAAAGCAUGAAGGAAGAGAUCAAGCUGAACUCUGGGAUUGUGGCUAAGUUCCACCCUCAGUUCUGGAUGGACGGUUUUUGGCUGUGUUGUCGUCAGGUGGAGAAACUGGCCCUGGGCUGUGAGCAGUACAAUCUGUAUGGAGACAUUUCGAGAAAACCUCUUCCUCCCAUUCCUGGACAACAAGACCAACUGGGUAGAAACCAAACAGAAGUGACCAUGGCUCCUUCCUCCAAGUCCCGCCGCCCGCCUCCCCCCCUGCCCGUUGACUGCAGCCCCCCUGUCGUAGGGGAGGAAGAAGAAGAAGUGGUGAUAGCCCUGUAUGACUUCAAUGGUUCUGAGCCACAUGACCUGAGGCUAGUGAAGGGAGAAGAAUACACCAUAGUGGAGAAAGUGGACAUCAACUGGCACAAGGCUCGGAACAGAUACGGAGAGGAGGGGUUCAUCCCCAGCAACUAUGUAACUGAGAAGAAGUCAGGCAACUUGGAGCAGUAUGAUUGGUACUGUAAAAACAUCAACAGGAAUAAAGCUGAAGAGCUCCUUAAGAUAGAGGAUAAAGAGGGGGGGUUCAUGGUGAGAGACUCCAGUAGCCAUGCUCGCUACACUGUCUCCCUCUACGCCAAGUCCGCUGGGUACACAUCAAGUGAGGGGAGUACCGUGGCCAUAAGGCACUACCACAUCAAGGAGACCCAAGUGGAAGGUGCCAGGUACUUCUACCUAGCGGAGAAACACCUUUUCAGCUCCAUACCAGACCUCAUAGAAUACCACAAACACAACGCCGCAGGUCUGGUUGCCAGGUUGAGAUAUCCGGUUGGGAGGGAGGACAGACCAGCACCCACUACGGCGGGUUUCAGCUACGAGAAGUGGGAGAUCAACCCCAGCGAGCUGACCUUCAUGAAGGAGCUGGGCAGCGGUCAGUACGGCGUGGUCCGUCUGGGCAAGUGGAGGGCACAACACAAGGUAGCCAUUAAGGCCAUCAGGGAGGGAGCCAUGCUGGAAGAGGACUUCAUAGAGGAGGCCAAGGUCAUGAUGCGUCUCUCGCACUGUAAGCUGGUACAGUUGUAUGGGGUGUGCACCCAGCAGAAGCCCAUCUAUAUUGUGACAGAGUUCAUGGAGCUGGGAUGUCUGCUUAAUUACAUCCGGCAGCGUCGGGGCAGCUUCAGCACGGGGUCCUUACUGAGUAUCUGCCAGGACGUAUCAGAGGGCAUGGAACACCUGGAGGCCAACGGCUUCAUCCACAGAGACCUGGCAGCGAGGAACUGUCUGGUGAAUGAAGCUUUGGUGGUGAAGGUGUCUGAUUUUGGGAUGGCCAGGCCUGUGCUGGAUGACCAGUAUACCAGUUCAUCAGGAAGUAAGUUCCCCGUGAAGUGGUCUCCUCCUGAGGUGUUCAACUUCUGCAAGUUCAGCAGCAAGUCUGACGUCUGGUCGUUUGGUGUGUUGAUGUGGGAGGUGUUCACAGAGGGGAAGAUGCCAUUUGAACACAACCCCAACCACCAAGUGGUCAUGAUGGUGUCACAGGGCCAUCGCCUCUAUAGACCCCAGAAGGCCACGCCCAGCAUCUAUGACAUCAUGAAGCUUUGUUGGCACGAGAGACCGGACGAGAGACCAGCUUUCUCUGAGAUUUCCACGUUGAUCUCGGAAACUCUGGAGACAGAUGGAUCUUCCUCUACCUGAACAAAGCAGAUUAGAUCCUCUUCCUAAUCUGAACUCACUAAUUGGAUCCUCAGAUCCACACAGAACAGAACUGGUGACCAAUUCCGAUGGAGGACUUGCUGAGCCACUCUCUGCUCUUAUCAGUCUCUCCAGAUUUUUUUGUGGGACAUGAUGCCACUUUUCAGAAAGUCCCAGGUUUUCUGGAAAUCCUGGUUAGAAAAGGUUUGCAUGAGCAAGAUAUUCCUGGAAUAACCCAAAUGGCACUUUUGGAAAACUUUUUGUGAAUGUUUCAGAUGUUUGCAAAUUAAAGACUGAUGACCCUCGGGACUCUGAAGUGCUGUUUACUGCUUCACAACUUUCUCCCCUGCUGACACGCCUCUGCUGUGGCUGGCAGCCGGAUUGGCUGACAGGCUCCUGGCUGGCAGCCGGAUUGGCUGACAGGCUCCUGACUGGCUGACGGAUUCCUGAUUGGCUGACAGGCUCCUGACUGGCUGACAGGCUCCUGAUUGGCUGACAGGCUCCUGAUUGGCUGACAGGCUCCUGAUUGGCUGACAGGCUUCCUCCAUGGCUGAUAGAGCUUCUCCCCCUCCUUACAAGACAUACUGUACUAUCCUUUCAUCCUGUUUCAUCUCCAUUCAUUCUCCAGCCAUUUCUGUUCGGGCUGAACACAUUUUACCGUUUGCAUUUUUACCACAAAGCUUGUCGUGUUAGCAUAGCGGUAUGCUAAUUAAUAUUCUCCUGUUAGCAUUGCAGCAUGUUUUUGUUCAUACAUUUUCUUCUGUAAACAUUGCAGUAUGUUUAUUCACUUUCUUUUGUUAGCAUAUACCUUACCGAUGCUAUUACACCUCAUCACAGCUUGAAUGUUAUUAAGGAAGCACAUUUAAAGGACUCUGUAUCCUGUACAGGCAAUGGCAGAUAUAUAAGGACGUCCUCCCUCUCUACAGUCACCGUGUUGUCCAGUCCUCCCUAACUCAAGAGGGUCCGGCACAUAGAAAUAUAAUAAAUAGAACAGGCUUGGAACCUCUAAGUCAUUUAGCUGGACCGAUGAGCCUGUGGGCACACUUUCAGUGACUGCCAGUGCACACGUUAUUAUGCCACAAUUUACUUGAAUAGGGAUGCCUGUUCUAUACAUUAUAUUUCUAGGGUUCCUUGACUCUAGACUGACCCGAUGCCAGAUAGCUGUUAUGCAACUUGGUGGCCACGUAGGUUGUGUAACAUGGUCUAAGGUGCUUUUUUGUAGCACCAAGCUGACCAGGAUGCCUAGAAGGAAGGCAUGCAGCAAUCUUCAACUCUCCUAGAUCUGUAUUUUUUUUUGGGGGGGGGGGGUCAUUACUGUUUUUUUUUAAGAGGAAUAAAAUAAAAUAUACUGUAUUGAUGCUCAGUUGUUUUACUGUGACACUGGACAUGUAACAAGAUUAAAUUAUAUAACACAA
This is a messenger RNA of Esox lucius (northern pike), 4067 nucleotides long. RefSeq names its product tec protein tyrosine kinase (gene tec). The transcript is spliced from 19 exons. Gene Ontology annotation, biological process: B cell receptor signaling pathway; T cell receptor signaling pathway; adaptive immune response. Bases 676 to 2655 code for a protein of 659 amino acids. The record is from RefSeq and is a predicted model, not a curated record. Gene Ontology annotation, molecular function: non-membrane spanning protein tyrosine kinase activity; protein binding; ATP binding. Lineage: Eukaryota; Metazoa; Chordata; Actinopteri; Esociformes; Esocidae.